This is a messenger RNA of Paramecium tetraurelia, 1824 nucleotides long. RefSeq lists its product as uncharacterized. The transcript is spliced from 3 exons. Lineage: Eukaryota; Ciliophora; Oligohymenophorea; Peniculida; Parameciidae. The record is from RefSeq and is a predicted model, not a curated record. Gene Ontology annotation, biological process: attachment of GPI anchor to protein. Gene Ontology annotation, cellular component: GPI-anchor transamidase complex; membrane.
AUGUUCAAAGACUUAGGAUAUCAAUUGCUUAUUAAAUGGAAACUCUGGAAAGUAUUGAUACUAGUAUUUCCAUUUACAUUUAUAUAUGGAAUAUACCUGCUCUUUGUAAUAUCAUCUAAAUCAGAUCGAAAUUCCUUUGAUGGAAGUCAAUUAAUUCAAGUCGAGGUCAAUAAUGAGUUAGCUUAAACCUUAAGUUAGUAUUCUGAGUAAUACAUGAAAGAAUUUGGUAAGACUGGCGAUAUCCGAUAAUUGAUGAUGAAAACGUUUAAUAAUAUGGGUUUGGAAACAUUUUAUUAGGAGAAGCACAAAAAUGUGAUUGCAAAAUUGAAAGCACCAAGAAGUCCUGAUUAUGAAUGCAGUUUGAUAUCGUUUGAAUAUAACGAUGAGGUUCCGAAUAUCAAGAUCAGAAGUAUUGCAUAUGUGUUGGCACUCAUUAGACUAUUUUAAUCAGAUUACAUAAAUUAUUUAUCAAGAGAUUUAAUAUUUGUAGGCUAUCAUUCAAAUCAUAAAAGAUACGGUCAAGGAAUUACAGCAUUCUUGGAAGAGUAUGUAAACCCAUAGGGAGUGUCCUUUAUGCCCAGAUCUGGGACUAUCAGAUCUUCAAUCAACAUCAAUCUAGAUGAUAAAUUUGAUUCUGUUGCCUUGAAGGUAUUUGGAUUGAAUGGUAAAGUCUCAGACAGAGAUUAUUACAAUAGUAUCAACAAGAUUAUGGAAAAAUAGAAUUUUUAUUAUUAAUUUACAGAAACUAACUAUUUUUGGAUGUAAAAACUUGAAACCUACUUAGAAAAUUAAAUAAGAAAAUAUUGGUAGCUAUUAGAAUUAAAUUCUCUGUAUUAGAUACCUUAAGCUAGAUUCUUAUAUAUGAAUCCUUAUUUUUCAAAUCAAAUUGAGAUGUUUCAAGGAGAUCUGCAUGAUGCUCAUUCUUAUAUUAUGAAAUAUGGAAUUUAUUCAUUAACAUUAAGAGGGUACAAUUCUCAAAACAAAAAUGAUACAGUUUAAUUGACUAAUAAGUUGUUAUUGGUAGGAGAAGCCAGUAUUAAGGCAUUAAUGGCAAACGAUGAAUUCAUCCAUUCUGGUUCAACUCUAUAUGUUCCUUUAAACAAAAAUUCAACAUUGACAAUACAGAAUUAUUGUUUGCCUUAUGUGUUUGUGAUUUUGAGUUGUGCCAUCUUUGCCAUAAAGUCAGUUUAUAGUAGAUGGCAUUUCAAUUUAUACAAUGAUGAUAAAAAAGAAUUGGGUAGAUGCAAUUCAAUGGUUGCACAUAAAGCAAUCAUUGAAAUCUUUAUGGGUUUCACCUUAUGUUUCAUUCCAAAUAUGAUGAGUUAUUUAAAUAUACAGGAGUUCGAGUAUUUCAAUUAAUUCUUUGCCAUUAUGCUGGCCAUCAUAGUGAUAUACUAGAUAAUCAUUUAUUCUACCAGGAAAUGGAUUUUUGGAUAAUUUAGAUUGCCUCGUAAAGAAAGUGUGGCAGAAUGGUUAUGGGUUGAAUUAGUGAUUUAGGUAUGUUUUGUGAUGAUGUAUGCGGGAAUAGUUCAAAUACCAAUAGCCACAUUUAUUGCCAUUUUCUUAGGACCUUGGUUUUUCUUCAUUUAACCAUUGAGAUUUAAACCUAAUUUCAAGUUAUGGGAUAUAUUCACAUACUUAAUCAAUUUACUGUUUUUAUAUGGAUAUUUUUAGUUGUUUUCAUACUUUGGGUUUGAGUCGAUUUUAACAUACUAUAAACAGGUGGUUAUCAAUUAUAAUAAUGUUGGAGUGUAUUUAUUUUAUUAUUUAAAUGGGGCAUUGAUUCCAUCUUUAAUAAGAUUUUUUGAGUUGUUGUUAUUUUGA